Aspergillus caelatus is the source of this 966-nucleotide messenger RNA. RefSeq names its product AIM24 family protein. The transcript is spliced from 5 exons. Lineage: Eukaryota; Fungi; Ascomycota; Eurotiomycetes; Eurotiales; Aspergillaceae. The record is from RefSeq and is a predicted model, not a curated record. Bases 1 to 966 code for a protein of 321 amino acids.
AUGGCGACUACCUACUUUCCUCCUCCACCCCAGGACCCUCAAUUUCCUCCGCCCCCAAGAUCCACAACUACUCAUUCGAACCCCCAAAGCCUCUCCAAUUUCUCGCAACCGAAUAUCAGCUUCCCCCCACCGCAACGGCAACAGACAGCUCCUGCCGUGAGCCCAUUCGCAGCGGAUACCAAUGCCGUAGCGUACACCGCGAACAGUGAUAUCGGUAAUCCAUACGGAUCAAAUUCCGUGUCUCCUCCCCCUCAAUCGUCGACACCCCCAGCCGCCCCCGUCGUGUCGGCCACAAGUCAAGAUGAAGUCGGUACAUUCAACGGCGGAAGCUACCGAAUCAGCCACCGGGACACCAACUCCGUACUCACAAUGCAGCUGGCAAUGGGAUGCCCCAUCGAGGCCAAACCAGGCGCCAUGAUUGCAAUGUCCGGCAACAUUUCCCUCAGAGGAACAGUGAAAUUCGGCCUAGCGAAAAUGGUCGCUGGCGGAAUGACCUCCUCGAUCUACACGGGGCCGGGGGAAAUCCUCCUGGCGCCACCUUUCCUAGGCGACAUCAUUGUGCUCCGGAUGGACGGCUCGGAGCGAUGGAAGGUGGGCAAGGACGCGUUCCUGGCUAAAACAAGUGGCGUCGAAAAAGACUACAAGGCCCAGGGAAUGACCAAGGCUGUCUUCUCUGGCGAGGGUUUCAUCAUCUAUCACAUGUCGGGGGUCGGUCUUGUGUGGCUUCAGAGUUUCGGUGCCAUCAUUAGGAAAGAUAUCCCCGAAGGCACAACAUACCUAGUCGACAAUGGGUAUAUUGUAGCCUGGAACUGUAAGUACAAGAUCGAGCGAGCUGCGUCCGGUGGCCUGCUGUCGGCUUUCAGUUCCUCGGAAGGACUUGCGUGUAAAUUUGAGGGUCCUGGGACUGUCUACCUGCAGACGAGAAAUGCCAGUGCGUUUGCGGCUCAUCUCAGUGGUAAACAGUAA